UAUUUUUUGUUUUAAUUUAACUUUUUUUGCUGUUUUAGUCAUUAAUAUUAUUCUAUCUUAUGUAAAUAAAUAAUUUGGCUGAAGGCUACUAAAUAAUGCGAUUUUAAAAGAGAUUGCUUAAUUAUGCCGAAACCGCUAAGCUUAAAAAAGAACCAUCAAGUAACUGCCAAAAAUCAAAAAGUGAUAACUCAAUUUUUUAAAAAUCCUGUGAGCAAUGACACUCAAAAAAAUUCUACACCAAAAAAAGAUAAAGACUUCCCUGCCUUCAAACCGGACACGAAUUCUGCACUUAAACGCAAGAUAAUCUCACCAACACAUACAAAGUCUGAUAAUGAAAUUUUAGAAAUCUCCCAAACAAGUCCCACAAAAAGUACAACCAAGAAACUUAAAGCUAUUAAAAAUAAUAAUGAAAUAAUUAAGGUAUUUAAUAAAGAAAAUAAAAACGAAGGAUUUACAAAGAGCACCGAGGAAACUCGCAAAGUAGAUCAGUUAAAAGAAACCUUAAUAAUCACAGAAGAGGAUCUUAAUGAUAAAAAUAUAAAUAUACACAAUAGUCCUAUCAAAAGAGUAUUAAAUGAAAACUAUGAAAGAGUAACAAAAAUCCAAUCUCCUAAGAAAACUUUACAUUUUGAUAAUACUCUUUCGCCAAGUAAAGGUGGAAAUGUUACACCUAAGAAAUACUGUAAAGUUUCAGUUUUUGGAAGUCCUAAUAAAAAGGAGAAUUCAAAUAAAUCAUGUGAGAAUUCACCAUCAAAAUCUGGUUCAACAAUUAAAACAUCACAAUCAUGUGAAAGGGAAAUAGAUAAUAUAUUUGAAGAUGAGUGGGAAAUAGAUCAUUUUCAGGAGGUAGAUGAAGAAAAUUUAAAUUUAUCCUCAAUACACCGAUGUGAGGUUCUGUCUGUGAAAUUGAAUGGGCAUAUUCAAGAAGUAAAGGUGCAAAGUGAUAAUUUAAGAGCCACUUGUUAUGUUGAAGGUAUUUGGUUAUGUUUGAGUUUACAAGAAGGUGAUAUUGUAAGUAUUUUAGCUGUUCGCAAUUCAUUAGGACAAUUCCAUGUGAACAAUACUGCAGGGCUCAUUGUGUUCAGACCUGACUACUUAUUGUCGUCAACAAGUGUUGUGGCCGGUGUGUUCUGUCAAAGAAAAGCUGUACUACAAGAGAGAUGGAGAGGUAUCGAUUCUGCUAAUAUUGCUAUGACUAUUGGUAUUUUAAUUCAUGAACUAGUUCAAAAAGCACUCACAGAUCGUAUUAUGAGCCCAGAUAAAUUACGUUUUGAGACUGAUAAAAUUAUUAAAGAAUCAACCCAGAUGUUAUUUGACGCCGGACUCUCUGAAGAGGAAGCGAGAUCGAAUAUGGAAACGUAUAUAAUGCCGCUAAGUGAAUUUAUGAAUACAUAUAUGGCUGAAAAACCUAAACAACAUAUGCAAAAACGAAAUAACAAUUGGUCUGGUCAUAUAAAUAAAGUAUUGGAUAUAGAAGAAAACCUUUGCUGUCCUAAAUUAGGGUUAAAAGGGAAAAUCGAUGCGACAUUAGAAGUUACUAUUCAUGAACGGGAAGGUAAGCAUCGGGAAGUAAUUCCUUUGGAACUGAAGAGUGGUCGAGCAACAGUGUCCGUGGAGCACCGCGGGCAGCUGGUGCUGUAUGGCAUGAUGCUCAGCGUGCUGCGCCAGGAGGACCCCACAAUGGCUAUGCAGAGAGGAUUAUUAUUAUAUUUAAAAGAAGGCAUUAUGCUUCGUGAAGUGAGUUGUGGCUACCCGGAGCGGAGAGACCUUAUUAUGUUGAGAAAUCAACUUGUGCAGUAUUUAACUACACAGCAUAAUAAAAUAGCGGAUGAUUCCGACAUAGACGCUAAGUACCAGCGGCUGCCGGAGCCGGUGCAGCGCGACUCCUGCGCCAGCUGCCCCUACCUCACUGUGUGCUCGCUACAUCUCUGGCACACAGAUGGUCCGAAAGUAUCAAAAUCUCACCCACUGGCGAAACUCCGAGAAAAUGCUCUCGGUCACUUAUCUCUUACGCAUAUAGAAUAUUUCUUACAUUGGGCAUAUUUAUUGAAAUUAGAAGAAAAAGUACAAUUAACAUCAUCACCACUGCACACUUUGUGGACCGAUAGUGUGGAGAAAAGAAUGAAACGCGGCACAUGCGCUGGCAGACUUACAUUGCAAUCAGUGGAGACAUCCGGCAAUAGAUAUUUACAUACAUUUAAACGUGAAAACGCUUACGACAAAUCAAUGGAUUGUAGAAAAACGACUGGACCCCAAGAAGGAGAUUUUUCAAUAGUCAGUAUAGAGAAGAGGCCGUGGCUGGCCGCAGGAGUUGUUACUUAUAGAAGUGAAAAGGAAAUUAAAAUAUUACUAGAAAGAGAUUUAAGUCAACGACAGAACGACGAAACAAUUUUCCAUAUAGACGCGUACGAAUCGUACGCUAGUACAGUACAGAAUCUUACUAAUCUAGGUGUACUUAUAGAAGAUAGUGAACGUGCGCACAGACUGAGAAGGAUAAUAAUAGACAAAGAAACACCUAUAUUUGUGGAUAAAUUACCUCGUGAUAUGCACCGCCUGGGCACUAAGUUGAUGCGUAGUUUGAACAUUGAACAGCAGAGGGCGGUGUUCAAUGCACUUGCAGCUAAAGAUUAUGCAUUACUGCAAGGAUUGCCCGGCACUGGUAAAACAAAGACUAUAAGCGUGCUAAUACAAAUGCUUGUCGCGUUAAAACAACGAGUACUAGUGACGGCGCACACGCACUCCGCGGUUGAUACUGUCUUAGCCAGACUUCCAGAAUCCAUACAAAUGUUACGGCUGGGAUCGUGCGCGCGCGUGGCGCCGCACUUGAUACAUCGGUGUGAGGAAAAACUGACAGCUUCCUGCGAUAAUUCUGAACAACUAUCUAAACUUUACGAUUCUAUGGAGGUAGUUGGUGUGACGUGCCUGGGCGCGGCGCACGCCAUGUUGGCGCGCACCACAUUCGACGUAUGCAUUGUGGAUGAAGCUACGCAGGUGUUACAAUGUACAGUGUUGAGGCCGCUGUUUGCAUCCAAGCGAUUUGUUCUAGUCGGCGAUCCCGAACAGUUGCCGCCCGUCGUCAGAAGAAAUGCUGCGAGACAAUUAGGCAUGGAAGAGAGUUUGUUUCACAGACUAAUGGGUAGUGAAGCUACUUCCACACUCAGACUGCAGUAUCGUAUGAAUCAGCCUCUAACUGAUUUAGCAAACAGUAUCGCUUAUAAUGAUAGAUUAAAGUGCGCUACUAAAACAGUAGCUGAUGCUUCCAUUAACAUUGAUAUUCAGAAAAUAUCACAAGUAGACUCAGACUCUUGGUUACUUACCGCUUGUAGCCCAGAACCAAUGUACGCAGCAGUAUUUGUAAAUCUAGAGAAUAUUGUUUCAAAAGAAAAAGAACAGAAGACAAUUUCUAAUUGGGAGGAGACAUGUUUGGUGUUAAGUAUCAUAGAGGCAAUGAAGCAGGGCGGAGUGACAUCCUCAGAUAUCGGAGUGAUAGCGCCAUACCGCGACCAGGUGUCGCUACUGCGCCGCACACUACCGCCUCUGGCGGUGGAGGCCAGUACCGUAGACCAAUUUCAGGGGAGAGACAAGUCUGUUAUCAUUUAUUCGUGCACUAAGAAGGAUGAUGGUCAAAAAGACAAAACAGUUAAGGAAGAAGAGAUUCUGAAUGAUCAACGACGAUUAGCCGUUAGUGUGACGCGUGCGAAACACAAGUUGAUCGUUAUUGGCAACUACAACGCACUCCGUCGAUAUGAACCUCUCGAAAAACUGAUACAAGCAUGCUACCGUAUAUCUAUAGGCGAAGAUAUAUUAAAUAAACUUUUAAAUAAAUAUAAAACGAUUCAGAUAAACUAAUAUGACCUAAGUACAAAUGUGUAAAAGUGUAUGAAUGAUUAGAUUUUUUGUACAUGUUUUAAUCAUGUGUUAGUAUUUUUUCAACGGAGUUAUUUUUAAAAUUGUGUUUCUUUGAU
Molecule: messenger RNA, 3965 nt
Organism: Papilio polytes (common Mormon)
Lineage: Eukaryota; Metazoa; Arthropoda; Insecta; Lepidoptera; Papilionidae
Gene: Dna2
Product: DNA replication ATP-dependent helicase/nuclease DNA2
Exons: 23
Coding region: 124-3849 (1241 amino acids)
Biological process (GO): replication fork reversal
Cellular component (GO): cytoplasm
Molecular function (GO): 5'-flap endonuclease activity; single-stranded DNA helicase activity
Source: RefSeq, a predicted model, not a curated record